Artibeus jamaicensis (Jamaican fruit-eating bat) is the source of this 5469-nucleotide messenger RNA. It is a transcript of the gene LRP12, whose product is annotated as LDL receptor related protein 12. NCBI's taxonomy places the organism in Eukaryota, Metazoa, Chordata, Mammalia, Chiroptera, Phyllostomidae. Gene Ontology annotation, molecular function: microtubule binding. The coding region runs from base 258 to 2837 and encodes 859 amino acids. The record is from RefSeq and is a predicted model, not a curated record. Gene Ontology annotation, cellular component: cilium; microtubule. The transcript is spliced from 7 exons. Gene Ontology annotation, biological process: cilium assembly.
CUCGCCGCGCGCCUUAUCUGUCUGCCCCGGGAGGGCACCCAGUGCGGGGUUCUCACUCAGCCGCAGGUGGGGGCGGGAGCGAGGCGGAGGGAGGGAGGUAGCGCGGGUGGCGGGCCCCUCCCCUCCUCCUCCCACCACCGCCACCGCGGAGAGCGCAGGGAGCAGUCGGGGGCUCGGCGGCAGCGGCGUCUGGCCCCAGCUCCUCCUCCUCUUUUUCCUCCUCCUCCAUCUCCUCGCUCCCUCCAUCUGCCGUGGUUAUGGCCCUUCGCUGGAGCACAAAAGAGUCUCCGCGGUGGAGGUCUGCGCUCGUCUUGCUUUUCCUCGCCGGUGUGUACGGAAAUGGUGCUCUUGCAGAACAUCCUGAAAAUGUGCAUAUUUCAGGAGUGUCAUCUGCCUGUGGAGAGACUCCAGAACAAAUUCGAGCACCAAGUGGAAUAAUCACAAGCCCAGGCUGGCCUUCUGAGUAUCCCGCCAAGAUCAACUGUAGCUGGCUCAUAAGGGCAAACCCAGGGGAAAUUAUUACCAUAAGUUUUCAGGACUUUGAUAUUCAGGGGUCCAGACGAUGCAGUUUGGACUGGCUGACAAUAGAAACAUACAAGAACAUCGAAAGUUACCGGGCUUGUGGCUCAACAAUCCCACCACCAUAUAUUUCCUCACAAGACCACGUGUGGAUCAGGUUCCACUCCGAUGACAGCAUCUCUAGAAAGGGUUUCAGAUUGGCGUAUUUUUCAGGGAAGUCAGAGGAACCGAACUGUGCCUGUGAUCAGUUUCGCUGUGGAAAUGGAAAGUGUAUUCCGGAAGCCUGGAAGUGCAACGACAUGGACGAAUGCGGGGAUAGUUCCGAUGAAGAGAUCUGUGCUAAGGAAGCUAAUCCCCCAACAUCUGCCUCUUUCCAGCCCUGCGCUUAUAACCAGUUCCAGUGUCUGUCUCGGUUUACCAAAGUUUACACCUGCCUCCCCGAGUCUUUAAAAUGCGAUGGGAACAUUGACUGCCUGGACCUAGGAGACGAGAUAGACUGUGAUGUGCCAACAUGUGGGCAGUGGUUAAAAUAUUUUUACGGUACUUUUAAUUCUCCCAAUUACCCAGACUUCUAUCCUCCUGGGAGCAAUUGCACCUGGCUAAUCGACACUGGCGACCACCGUAAAGUCAUUUUACGCUUCACCGACUUUAAACUGGACGGGACUGGUUACGGUGACUAUGUGAAAAUAUACGAUGGGUUAGAGGAGAACCCGCACAAGCUCUUGCGUGUGUUAACUGCCUUUGAUUCUCAUGCGCCUCUUACCGUGGUUUCUUCCUCUGGACAGAUAAGGGUGCAUUUUUGUGCAGACAAAGUGAACGCUGCCAGGGGAUUUAAUGCCACUUACCAAGUAGAUGGCUUCUGUCUGCCAUGGGAAAUACCCUGUGGCGGUAACUGGGGCUGUUACACCGAGCAGCAGCGCUGUGACGGGUACUGGCAUUGCCCAAACGGAAGGGAUGAGAUCAACUGCACCAUGUGCCAGAAGGAAGAGUUCCCGUGCUCCCGAAACGGCGUCUGUUAUCCACGUUCCGAUCGCUGCAACUACCAGAAUCACUGCCCAAACGGCUCAGAUGAAAAAAACUGCUUUUUCUGCCAGCCUGGAAAUUUUCACUGUAAAAACAAUCGCUGUGUGUUUGAAAGCUGGGUGUGCGAUUCUCAGGAUGACUGCGGUGAUGGCAGCGACGAGGAGAAUUGCCCGGUCAUCGUGCCCACCAGAGUCAUAACUGCCGCCGUCAUCGGGAGCCUCAUCUGCGGCCUGUUGCUCGUCAUUGCGCUGGGCUGCACCUGUAAGCUUUACUCCCUGAGAAUGUUUGAGCGGAGGUCAUUUGAAACGCAGUUGUCAAGAGUGGAAGCAGAAUUGCUAAGAAGAGAAGCCCCUCCCUCUUACGGACAGUUGAUCGCUCAGGGUUUAAUUCCACCAGUUGAAGACUUUCCUGUUUGUUCGCCUAACCAGGCCUCUGUUCUGGAAAACCUGAGGCUGGCUGUGCGAUCGCAGCUCGGAUUCACUUCCAUCAGACUCCCCAUGGCAGGCAGAUCCAGCAGCAUUUGGAAUCGCAUCUUUAAUUUUGCAAGAUCACGUCAUUCGGGGUCUUUGGCUCUGGUCUCAGCGGAUGGUGACGAGGUUGUCUCUAGUCAGAGCACCAGCAGAGAACCUGAAAGAAACCACACUCACAGAAGUCUGUUUUCCACGGAGUCAGACGACACCGACACGGAAGCUGAGAGAAGAGACGCGGCAGGAGCGUCCGGUGGGGUUGCAGCUCCGUUGCCCCAGAAAGUCCCUCCCACAACAGCAGUGGAAGCCACGGUGGGAGCCAGUGGAAGUUCCUCAACCCAGAGCACCCGAGGCGGUCACACGGAUAAUGGAAGGGAUGCGAGCAGUGCGGAACCCCCAAGUGUGAGUCCAGCCCGACACCAGCUCACAAGUGCACUAAGUCGUAUGACUCAGGGGCUGCGUUGGGUACGUUUUACAUUAGGGCGGUCAAGCUCCGUCAGUCAGAACCAGAGUCCUUUGAGACAGCUUGAUAACGGGGCCAGUGGAAGAGAAGAAGAUGAUGAUGUUGAAAUGCUAAUUCCAGUUUCUGAUGGAGCUUCAGACUUUGAUGUGAAUGACUGCUCUAGACCUCUUCUUGAUCCUCCCUCAGACCAAGGACAAGGCUUUAGGCAGCCGUAUUCUGCAACAAACCCUGGAGUGAGGCCAGCUAACCGAGACGGCCCCUGUGAGCGCUGUGGUAUUGUCCACACGGCACAGAUUCCGGACACUUGCUUAGAAGCAACGUUGAAAAAUGAAACGAGUGAUGAUGAGGCUUUGUUACUUUGUUAGGUACGAAUCAUGUGAGGGAGAGUGUACACAAGUUGGAGCAAUAUCCAUUUAUUGUUUUGUAACUUUACAGUUAAACUAGUAUUAAUUUAAACAGAAAAAAGAUGCAGGGUGAUUUCAUAUUAUAUGUUAGCCUGCAUGGUUAAAUUGAACCAUUUGUAACUCUGUGAACUUCAGAGUUUGCUAUUUUAGCAGCUGAAAAUGCAUUAUGUAUUCAUGUUGUUCAGUAAUGUUCUUCCAUUGGUUUCUCAUUGUUUUUAUCCUGGUACUGUAGUUUGUGUUAGAAAUAUGGCUGCUGAAACUCAUUUGAUGUCAGAUCAUCCCUGUUAUAAAAAUUAUUUGUACAAAAGAGCUUCUUUUAAUUGAACCCUUUCUGCUUUUGCCAGUACAUCUUGUUACUUAAUACAUUAGAUGUUAAGGUUGUUGUUGAGCUCCCAAAGGGGGAAGAAGAACCUUAUAUUCACCUGUGUUUUUAUUUAUAUAACAUUUGUCUAAAUAUUGUUGGAUUUCAUCAUAAUAAGAGCUUGUCAGAGGGGAAAAAAACCUUGUCUAAAAUUUUUUCUCUUAUGUUGAACAUGCAGUGAUAUGAAAUUAAUGGCAGAAACAGAACUCUUUUAUAGAUUUUUUUAAUAUUGACUUUAAUACUCUGAUAUGGUACAAACCAAAUGGUAAAAUCCCAAGUCAUUUCUUUCUUUCAUCUCUAUUUAGGGACAGGAUGAAGAUAUUCUACUAUGCAUUAAAUCUUAAACUUUAUAAAACAUGUACAGAAGUUGUACAAGAUAAGUUCCAGCUGGUCGUGUCUUUCCCUGGUUCAGGGUUAUGCUUGCAUUGGACCCUAGGGAUUUGCACUGAAAUCGUACAAGUCUCAGAUGAGUUUAGUGCACAUGCACUAUCACUUUAAAUACUAUUAUUUGCUACCACAGUGACUAUAUAUUUCCAUAGCUUUGGGGAUUGUGGGGGGCAUUUUUAUUACAACUUGAAAUUGCUUUGCUGGUUUUAUAUUUAUUUUGUUGUAUUUAAAGACUGCAUUAUUAUAAGAAAGUGACUUUCGAUAUAUUUUAUUCAUGAGGGGGAUCAUGCUACACGUUGAAAAACGAAUGAAGAAAUCAUUUAGAUCAGACCCCUGUUUUAAGUAGACUGAUUUGCAAGCCCCACAUUAUUUUUAUUGUCAGUUCUCGUUUAUUUAUUCUUUAGGUGUCUUUUAGUAUCUUAAUGAUUGAGUAUGAAAAAUGUAUUUGUGUGUGAUUAUGGCUAUUUAUUAAAUUUUAAAUACUUUGCUGAAUGUCAUUUUCAAGCAUGUUUGAGGUCUUGUGUAUUUGUCGUGUUAUGCUGUCAGGAAGAACUGACUGAAAUGUUUUAAUAUGUAUCAAAAAUUAAAAUGACUUUUUUGGUAUUGUUUUGGGGUUCUUUUUAAAUCAAAGUUGCUCUUUAUUUUUGUUUCUUUUGGUGCAUCUACAAAUUCAGGCCAUAAAAUAUGUAGCACGUCUGGAAGAAAAACCGAAAGGGAGGUGACAUUCUUCCUUAACUACCUUAUAAUAAGAUAGUAGCUUACACCAGUACUGGAGGAUUAGAAUCCCUAAGGACCUGCAUAUGGUUUUGUCUUUGAAAGAAAACUGCCUCUGACUGAUAUAUCUUCAAAGGUACCGUAACUCAAUCAGUUCUCUUGACAUAAUAUGUUUGGAUGCAUUUCAGACCCUAUAGAAUAUACUACUGUGUAUAGGUUUUGGGGAGUUAGUUUCCUGGCAUGUGUUCAAUUUUUUUUUAUUAACUAAUAAGUCUUCCUGGGUCAGAAGGUAAAAAGUGCACCUCUCUCCUACCCCUGACACCCGUCUUUUAAUUCCCUUCGUAGAGACAGAUACCAAUACCAGCUUCUAUACCCCUCCAGAAAUGCCAUAGAGAUACCUACAUAUAUCCAUAUAUAUGCAAAUUGUAUUAUACUAUGCAUACUUUUUCUGUAACCUUUUCAAGGAAAAAUAUAUCAGAGUAAUAUUAGAAGCAAAGUUAGGUAUUUCUAUUAUUUGAUUCUUCACAUUAGAUCAUUGGUCUAGCCUGAAUGUGUCUCUAUCAUUUUUCCUCAGGUUAUUCUAGUUACCCCAAAGCUGUUUAUCACAUAAAUCCAUCCUUUCUUUACUGUUUAAAAUGACCCUUUUAUCAUAUAGUACAUUUCCAUAUUAUUUGACUGUGCUCUGAGUCUCAAAUUCCAUUUCUUUUCAUUGAUCUGCCUUUUUGUACCAGUCCUAGACUGUUUUAAUGACUAUAAUUUCAAGUGUUUCAAAUAUUCCUGUUUAUUUUUCCAUUGGAGCUUUGGAGACCACUUGUUCAGUUCUGCAAAACAAAUCCAUUGGUACUUAGAUUUUUUUUAGAUAGAUGUACUCUUAUAGAAGUCGUGAAAUUUGACAUGAUUGUGUUAGAUUUUCUAAAUCAUGGUGCCCUAUCUUAAAAUGGUGCCCGUUUUGGUCUUUGCCAGAAGCCAUCUAGUGGUUUAUUUCAGCAUUACAGUUCCUUAUUUUGCGACUCAGUUCAAUUACUUGUUUUUUGUAACAUUCAGAUGAACUACUUUGAAGGCAAAACUGUAAAUUAAAUUGUAAAUGAGGCUGACUAUGAGUUUGGAGCUCCAAAGAAGGCUACAAUAAAC